AUGGAUUUGACAGCACAUGGCGCCUGGAGAGGAAGUAAUGCCCGUCCAUAUCGAUCCAAACGACGUCCACCUUGUGAUCAGUGCCGUCGCAAGAAGCUCCGAUGUCAAGGACCUGCAGAGGGAGGGUGUGAGCGGUGUCGGUCUGGAGGUGCUCGGUGCUCAUUCCUUGGGAUUGGUAGGUCUGAAGCGGUAGGACAGUUGGCACCGAAUCGAUCGCCGAGAGAGAAUAGUCCCAUGCCUGAUCACGAGCAAGGAGGCAUUACCAUUGAUACUACCUCCAAUUUACCUGGACCUACAGAGUCCAACGUUGCAAGUGGGUCUUUUCUGAACGCUUCUUUUCUAGACGCGCCGGUGGACGACCAUUUCACACCCCCCAUAUAUCGGCUUCCUGGAAGGUCAACGGCCCAGGCAAUCCAAUCCUUAGAUCUCCUUGAUGGCUUCUCCUCCCAACUGAUCGGUGCAUCGGGAGAGUCCGAUCCAUGGCUACUUCGACAUGGGAAGUUCGACGAUCGAGGGUAUAUGCUUUUUCAUCAGGUGCAUUUUCGCAACGCAGGCGGGGUUCCUCUAGAGGAGAAAAUCCCAGUACACUUUUUAGUGAGUGCCGAUGCAGUAUACGAAUCCGCAAAGGGAACGACGAGUUACGGGAAAGGAGGUAGGCGGGAGGAGUUGAACAGUCUAGUGCCGCUUGAAUGUGGUCAAAGACUGGUUUCUCUAUUUGUCAAAUUCGUAUUUCCAGCCCUACCUAUCAUAUCCCGAUCGCACUUCGGUCUCUCCGCCUCUCGAUUAAUGCCAGACCAACAAACACUCCAGUCCAUUCCUGUCCAUCUUCUAGCAGCGAUUUAUGCAACCUCAUAUCAAUUCACCCAAUUCGAUGACUAUUUAAGUGUGGCCAACGCGUACACUACCCCGCCCACUCAGGAGCUAUGGCGCAUUGUGCUUGAACUCAUUAUGUCGGACAUCCACACAUCGCAUCUGUCUUCUCUACAAGCGGGGAUUCUCUAUCUUCACAGAUGUCCACAAGGUCCUGAAAAUGCCGUUGCGGAUAGUCCUUUCCACUGGUCCUUUCUUGGCCUCUUAGUAGGCAUCGCUACAUCUCUCGGCCUCCAGUUAGAGUGCCGACCGAUGGGUCUCCCUGCUUGGGAAAAGCGCCUCCGACGUCGGCUCUGGUGGGCACUGUAUGCAGAGGAUAAAUGGCGGAGCCUGUUAAUGGGGAAACCACCCUAUAUUAGGAAUGAUGAAUGGGAUGUAACUGAGCUUGACGAUGAGGAUUUCCGAUUGGAUGGGAUGCCGGAUGUCUUUUAUGGAAGAGUGUUCAGGCACUUUGUUCGUCUGGCGAGAAUUGCAGACGACGUUCAACACUCGUUAUAUUCCCUUCGCGCAGCUCAGCGACUCUCAUCCAAUUUCUCAGAGGCUUUACAGGCAUCUCAUCUACUCCUCCGAGGGCUUAAAGAAUGGUACUCGCAACUCCCGCCAACUCUUAAACUCCAACACCGCGCGUUCCCGGUCACCAGCGCCACAGAUUUUCAUUCAUGCCAACAUAACAACGCUCUUCAUUUUGCCUACAUCCUUCUAGAAGUAUUCAUUUUCAGGUCUCUACUGCGCCCUAUGGUUCGGUCCGCCACACCACCGCGUUUAUUCGAAGAAACAGACGUCCAUGAUGCCCCAACAGACCCGGUAGAUGACUACAUUGCACAACUCAUUGAUUGCGAUGAAGUCGAGCCUACGCCUGCAAUUGACUUGUCCAACGGAGACAGCAGUGGCAGCGCCGCACUCACAGCCGCAGAGAACUGUGCGGCACGCAUGCUUCGUUUUGUAAUGCGCAUGCCCUGCAGUGAGGGAAGUGGUGGGUUUUGGUACUCUUGGUGUCGUAUUGGCUUCGCUACAGCAUCGAACUUCAUGAUUCUAUUGCUAGUUCAAGCUCCCUCUGCAAAUCACGCGAUGCGUGCCCAUAGAAUCCUGCGUAUGUGGCGGCAAACUAUCCGAAGUCAGAGCCAGGGAAAUGAAUGGAUGAAACUGGCGCUUGUGAGACUGGAUGGUCCGCAUUGGAAAGGAUUGGAUCAGACCUAUUAUCUGCCUAAACAUGUGAGGGAGGUGCUUGAAGCCACGGGGUAG
Aspergillus steynii IBT 23096 is the source of this 2112-nucleotide messenger RNA. RefSeq names its product Zn(II)2Cys6 transcription factor. The coding region runs from base 1 to 2112 and encodes 703 amino acids. The record is from RefSeq and is a predicted model, not a curated record. Gene Ontology annotation, cellular component: nucleus. The transcript is spliced from 5 exons. Gene Ontology annotation, molecular function: DNA-binding transcription factor activity, RNA polymerase II-specific; DNA binding; zinc ion binding. NCBI's taxonomy places the organism in Eukaryota, Fungi, Ascomycota, Eurotiomycetes, Eurotiales, Aspergillaceae. Gene Ontology annotation, biological process: DNA-templated transcription.